UUUAUGUUGACAUUAUGUAUCUGAAUAUUUAAACUUUUCAAUGUUUUUAAAGAAAUCGUGAUUACAAAAUUAAUUUAUUAUUUUGAUAAUUGUACAUUUUUCUAUUUUCUACUUCGAAUUUUAUUAGUGUACAUUUCCAUAUUACAUAUAAUUCAACUUUGCUUUUUACUUUUGUACAAGGUAAUGGGAAAAAUGUCCGAGGGUUCCAUUACAAGCAAAAUAACUUGUAAUAAACGUAAUAUAGGAAAUUCAUCUAAAAGAAUUCAAAGGAAAAAAAAGAAAAAUAAAAGAAAAACAAACAAGAAAAUCAAGAAGCUAUUUGAUAAUUUAAGACGAGACUCAAAUUCUUCUCAGGGAAGUGUCGGUACAGUUAAUAAUGAAACAAAUUCUUCACAUGGAAGUAUUAAUACAGUUAUAGAAAUUGUUAAUUGUAUUGAUGUACCAAAAGAAGAUAAACACAAACCAGCCAUAAUUGAAACUAUUAACAAAACUCCUAGUAAAGCUCAAAUAUGUAGAUCUGAUUUAAACAUAUGCCCAUUACAAUGCUCAACUCCAAAAAAUAAUAUAGUUAACCACAAUGAAAAUAUAGCUAACUUUCAUUCAGAUGUUUUAAGUUUAACUAAACAAAUAAAUGAUGAGUCCUAUAUAACUAUAGACUUAACAGAAAAUAGCACUAUAGAUGCUACUCAACCUACAGUUAUUGAUUUAGUAGAUGAUGCAAAGUCUAUAGACUCAAAUAUAUCUAUGAGUGGAGACUCCGAGGUGACUGUGGUGAAUGUAAUAUCUAGAAAAAGAAAUAAGAAUCAGAUGAAGAAAUUUGUUGAUGGCAUUGAGAAAAUGGAUUCGUCUGCUAAAGGAAAACUGUUAAAAUUCAUUGCUCAGAAGAUCUUUAGUGGCUGUGAUGGACCAAAGAGUUUACAUAGUUUUAGGAAUGGAAUUAAUCAGUCAAUUCAAUCAGCAGAAGAUGCUUUCAUAAAAGAAGUAAUACUUCACCAGGCUCCGUCCAGAAAUAGUAUUGGCAGUAACAUUUAUAAUCCUAGAAAAGAUAUUAAGAAUAAAACAGGUCUGCGUAUGAUUGUUAUAGAUGGAAGUAAUGUUGCUAUGCAACACACCAAGGGUAGAGUGUUUUCUGUACAAGGACUUAAAAUAUGUAUUGACUACUUUAUUAGAAGGGGACAUAUUGUCAAAUCGUUUGUGCCACAUUUUAGAUGUAAGCAAGGGAAAAGUACAGACGGUAGAUUAUUGGAUCAGAUGGAGAGACAGGGUUAUGUCGUGUAUACUCCUUCUCGGGAAAUACAGGGACGGAUGAUCACGUCAUAUGAUGAUAGAUACAUAGUGCAAUGUGCCGCAGAAUUUGAUGGCGUUAUUGUUUCUACAGACAAUUAUAGAGACCUAAUGUCAGAAAAUCCAAGAUGGCGAUAUAUCAUAGAGAAUAGACUCUUACAGUUCACGUGGGUUGACGACAUGAUAAUGUUUCCCAAGGAUCCUUUAGGCAGAAACGGGCCAACAUUGGAAAAGUUCUUACGACAUCCGUUACCAAUUGAAAUAAAUUAAAUUGUCAUAAAAUUGUAUUCUGUUCAAUGAAAAUUUAUGCAAAAUUUUGUUGUGUCAAGCCUAGUAUAUAUUUAUGUCUCUUGAAUUUUGUUCAGUACGGAGAUCCAGGUGGUGAAUUUUUUUGUGGGACUAUUUUCACUGAGACAGCUGAUUAUUUUCAUUCUCAUUUUUAAUUUCUACCCUUUGGUUGAAUUAUUUUCGCUUUGUCCAAGCUUUUAUUAUGAGUAACUAAGAACUUACUAACUUAAGAACUUUAAGCGCGAACAAACUUUUAAAAAUUAAACUGAAUUUAUUAAGUACAUACUGAUGUUCGUGAUUAUAGUAAUAAUUGUUUUACAAAAUCUUAGAAUUUUUUUAAAUUGUACGUUAAUUGAAAAAAAGUUACCGUAUAAUUUUCGGAUAUUUUGUUCGAAAAUUAAAAAAAAUAACGCAGUGCCAGAACAAAGAAUGUUAAGACUGAAAGUAUUUGAUACUUUUAUAUUUUUCUUGUCUUUGUUUAUACAUUUGGUCUUUCGUUUGUUAAGGUUAGAUUUUUUUUUAAAUAAUUUGAUUUUGCUUGAAGUUUAUUGUUUUUCAUCAAAUAUUUUUUGACGACACCAGCUCAAACUCUUAGCAGAACCACUGUUUACUGGAGAAAUCUGAGAUUGGGAUAAUGUUGCGUUUAGCUGAUUUUUGUUGAUUGAUUGAUUGUGUAAACUUAAACUUCAGUUUUAAUAUAUUUGAUACAAAAAUUAUUGUGAAUAUUAUAUUAAGGUAGUUGUUUCUAUUUUUAUAUACUUUAGAAAGCUGUAAACAUAAUUAAUAUAAAGUAAUUGUUGGUACUCAAUUAUUUUAAUUAACUGCAGUGGAAUUAAACCAAUCCCUGGAUGAGCGGAUUCAAUAAUUUAAUUUUUAUUGACAGAUAAAUAAGUGAUCAAUGUGUCAUCACUAAAUUAUCAACGAUCACCAGUCAUGAUAGGUUUAAUGAUUUUUGAGUUUAAUAAAAAUAGAAAAACUACAUAUUUUGUAUAGUUGUCUUUUAAAACAGCAGAAAUGUGUUGUUUCCGACAUAAGUUCGUGAAGUAAUUAUAAAAGAAGUCCUCUGUAUUUAUGAAAAUGACGUUAGCUCACGGUCACGUGACCAUUUCCAUACAAAUUCAAUUCGUGUCAACACUCAACAGGCCACCCUUUCGCAAAGUAUUUUUGCCUAGGGCACAAAAUUCCUUGUUUUGCACAAAGAUUCAAGAUCUUUUUAACAAUUGACAGAGAGGAUUAAUUUCAUAAUGCUUGUACGUAUAUAAUAGAGCCGCCUACGAACUGGCGUU
Messenger RNA from Pieris napi, 2858 nucleotides. RefSeq lists its product as uncharacterized. NCBI's taxonomy places the organism in Eukaryota, Metazoa, Arthropoda, Insecta, Lepidoptera, Pieridae. The transcript has 6 exons. The record is from RefSeq and is a predicted model, not a curated record. The coding region runs from base 184 to 1554 and encodes 456 amino acids. Gene Ontology annotation, molecular function: RNA endonuclease activity; mRNA binding. Gene Ontology annotation, cellular component: cytoplasmic ribonucleoprotein granule; nucleus.